AUGUCCUCUCUAGCUCUCUCCCAGCUGCUCCUGGCCAUGACUCUUCCCCUGCUGGAGUUGGAGUCAACAGCCCAGUCAGAGCUCAGUCCAUCUGGAGGGAAAUCUGGGCAGCAACUGAACCAGUACAAUGGAGUAGGGGAAUCAGUGCUGGUCUCCAGCUAUGUACAUCUGGAAUUUUCAAGCAGAGCCUGGCCACAGAAGCUCUUUGAGAAAUUUACUCUUUCUACUGCCUUGGCAUUCCUUCCCCCAGGAAUGCUUACUGGCCUCGGCCUUACAACAAAAUGUCAUGCUAACCACAAUGGGACUAGCUUCUGCAUUUGCCACCCUGGCUACCAAUGGAACGCCACGCUUUGCUCCCUUUACCCAACCUGCCGGAGCCACAGGUCAGAAAGAGAUCCCUGUAUAUGUCGCAGCUUCCACGGGCCUGUUCCUGGUUACUGCCAGUUGCUGCCACCUGUUCCUGCGAACCUGACACUGGAUUCCCAGCUACAAACACAUGGGGACACCCUGAACUUCAUUCUCCUCAAGAAAGAGGAGGCUACAAACCUGAGGUGGUUCUUGAGACGUGAUAAGAACUCCAGACCCAUCUUCCUAUUGCCGGGGACCAAUGUGUUGCAGAUGUCCAAUGAGAGCCAGGCUGGCCUUCGUGUUGCCCGCAUGUCCCGUCACUGGGCAGGUGAGUACGAGAGCAUCUUCGAGGCCCAGGGAUUCAGGUGGAGGCUUCGGAAGGUGGUGAGGGUGCCCUUGGAGGAGGAAGAAGUGGUUCGACUUCCAGAUGCGCUGUCCAUCUCCUGCGCUGCCUCCACUGGCUUCCAGCUGAGCUGCUGCAUCCCGCUUACCAACUUAACCUACACUGCUACCUGGAGUCCUGGGGAGGACGGCCAAGCCUCCUUGCAAAAACAGUUGGAUUCCCAGUGCUUUGUGCUAGCUGUCCAGCGCUGCCCAGCAGCCAAUACCACAUAUACCUGUACCCUGCAGAGUCAGAACCUGGCUCCUCUCGUGGCUCCUGUCUCUGUCACAGUCAUCCAGGACGGAGACACUACCUGCCCUGAAGGUAACUCCUCCAUGGUUACCUGGAAUGUCACCAAGGCUGGCUUCGUGGCACAGGCCCCAUGUCCUGUGAAUAAGACAGGGGUGGUAAAGAGGCUCUGUGGGACUGAUGGCAUCUGGGGACCAGUCCAGAACAGCUGCACAGAAGCAAAGAUCCUAAACUUGUGUCUUAAAGCCAAGCUGCUGCUGGAAGGCCAGGGAAAGCCUGAUGAGGAGGUGCCAAAGAUCUUGAAAGAGCUGCAAGGGCAGGUGGGGGUGGCCAGCACCCCCUCUGACUUAUGGGAAAUGCUGCACACUGUGACCUUACUGGCCAAGGUGGUAGCAGAGAGAAGCACAGAGCUUACAGACAGUGCUCUGAAGGACCUCCUGACAACCACAGACAAGAUUCUAGAUGUGAACAUCAGCUCUCUGUGGACUCUGGCCCAGGCCCAGGAGCCCUCGAUGGGGUCAGAUUUCCUGAAGGCUGUGGAGACCCUGGUCCACAGCUUGAACCCACAACGGCAUCCUUUCUCCUUCAGCUCACCUAACGUGUUACUGCAGAGCCAGCUCCUCAGACACUCCUCUCCUCCUGGCUACCAAAUGUCCUUCUCCACCUGGCCCCUCCUGCAGGCACAGAUUUCAUGGCAUUCACUGGCCCCAUUGGUCCAUAAUGGAACUAAUGUCAGCAUUACUAGCCUAGUACUGCAAAAGCUGGACUACCGGCUACCCUCAAACUAUACACAAGGGCUGUGGAACACCCCAUAUACCACUCCUGGGCUGAUCCUUGUGGUCUCCAUCACGGCAGAUGGCCAGGCCUUCACGCAGGCAGAGGUUAUCAUGAACUUUGAAGACAUGAAUGGAACCCUGCACUGUGUCUUCUGGGACCACAAUGUCUUCCAGGGUCAGGGAGGUUGGUCAGAUGAAGGGUGUGAGGUACAUGCAGCCAACUCCAGCAUCACUCAGUGUAUUUGCCAGCAUCUCACAGCCUUUUCCAUCCUCAUGUCCCAACACACUGUCCCAGAAUGUCCCAUCCUGGACCUGCUGAGCCAGGUGGGUGUUGGAGCUUCCAUCCUGGCUCUGCUUGUCUGCCUGGUUAUUUACAGGCUAGUGUGGAGAAUGGUGGUCCGGAACAAAGUCGCCUUCUUCCGCCACACUGCCCUAUUUAACAUGGUGAUCUGCUUGCUGGUUGCAGACACAUGCUUCCUGGGAAACCCAUUCCUUCCUUCAGGGUACCACAGCCUGAUCUGCGUGGUCACCACUUUCCUGAGUCACUUUUUCUACCUGGCCACCUUUUUCUGGAUGCUGGCACAGGCCCUGGUGCUGGCCCACCAGCUGCUUUUUGUCUUCCACCAUCUGUCCAAGCACUUAGUUCUCUCACUGAUGGUGAUACUGGGCUACCUGUGCCCACUGGGGUUUGCAGGUGUCACUCUAGGCAUCUACUUGCCUCAAAGGAAAUACCUGUGGGAGGAGAAAUGCUGGCUGAACAGAGAUGGAGUCGUGCUGUACACCUUCAGCGAGCCAGUGCUGGCCAUCAUUGGUGUCAACGGGCUGGUCCUUGUCAUUGCUGUGCUGAAGCUGCUGAGACCUUCGCUGUCAGAGGGGCCCACAGUGGAGAAACGCCAAGCCCUUGUGGGGGUGCUUAAAGCCCUGCUUAUUCUCACGCCCAUCUUUGGUCUCACUUGGGGACUGGGCGUGGCCACUCUGUUUAAUGGCUCCAUAGUCUCUCACUACUUCUUUACCAUUCUCAACAGCCUCCAGGGUGUCUUCAUCUUAGUGUUCGGCUGCCUCACAGACAAGAAGGUCCUGGAGGCCUUGCGCAAACGACUGCAAGGCAGUCAGUUCUCCAACUCUGCUAUCUCCAUGGUCACAAAUGAAACCUACCCCUCAGAACACAGCAAAGAAGGAAGUGAGCAUGCCAGUUAUGAAGAAAGGAUGGCUGAUUGACAGGAACCUGUGAUCUCCCAGACAAUGAAGAUGAAAGACAACUCUGUUUCUUUAGGGGACAGAAUUUAGUUACAAAGCUCUUAGUAGUAUAAACUGCCUCUAAAAUAUAGUAAAAGAGGUCAUUUACUCAUCUAUGAAGAGGUACAUAUACAGCAUAGAAAAAAAUCCACAGUGAAUUCAACUAUUCAAAAGAUGACUGGAAAUUCAACAACAGUGAAACUUCUGACAAUACUCUUAAACAGGUAGGAAAUAAAAAUACAUUUGCUCAGGCUAACAAGGGAGGAACCCAGUCAUUUUGUAUUACUGACUAUAAAAAGUACAAUUGUAAAAAAGUAAUGUCAGACUUUGGGAUGUACUUUACAAUAUACUUCCAAGUUUAUAUUUACUUAUAUAGCUACAAUAAAAAGUUGAUCACACAUGAGCCUGUGUGUUUCAUAGCAGAACAGUAAAAUCAAUCGCGACUUUAGAACUUCCACUUAGAGAAUAUGAAUGGUCUGUUUUCUUAUCCAACGGUCUGUGAUCUUAUCCAAGAUUUGCGAGUGGCCAAAAUGUCUCUGAAGCAGCUAUAAGUUUAUACCAAUCUUUAUAUGAUGCUUUUACAACAUAUACAGUGUUCUAUAAUAGCCAGGCAUGAUGGUGCGAGUUUUUAAUCCCAGAAACAGACCUGAGGCCAGCCUUGUUCUUUUUUUUUUUUUUUUUUUUUUUCCAUUUUCUGUGUUUAUAGAUGUUUUUCUGCAUGCACGUCUGUGUAUCACAUAUGUGCAGUACCUAAGAGGCCAGAAGAGGGAGUCAGAUCACCUGAACUGGAGUUAUCAAUAGUUUGAGCCACCAUCAAAGGGCUGGGAAUCAAACCCAGCUCCCUGGAGGAGCAGCCAGAGCUCUAGAUCACUGAGCAUCUACUUCAGCCCCUUGUUUGCAUCGUUUUAAGGUUUGGGAAAAGGUGAAGUCCUUUUUCUUCUAACUUAAAAAAAUCAAUAUAGAAUAUACAUAUCAGAGAAAUGUGUAUGGAAACAAAGAGGCACAUUUGACUGACACUUGAAAGUGAUAGGAUUAAGCUAAGGCAAGACAGACAGAAGAGUAAGAAGACAGGACAAUCAGACAAGUAAUAAAACUCACAGGGAGUGGCAGGCUUUUGAGAAAAUGUUACAUAAAAUCAGUGAAAAGUUUCUGGUAAGUCAGUAUUUCUAAUUUACAAGAUCUAUAGGUAUUUUUAUAAAAUGGUAUGGAAACAUUUGCUGUUAAGAAACAACUGGAGAGCCAGUGAGAUGGCUCAGCAGCUUGUGAGCCUGUCAUACCGAGUUUGAACAUCAGAACCCACAAAUGGUAGGAGAAAACUGACUCCCCAGAGUUGCCCUCUGACCUCUGCCUGAGUGUCAUGGUAUGCACAUGCCCACUCCCACACAAAUACAUAAACUUAACAAAAAAUAGACAUAAAUUAAUAUAUGUUCUCUACAGAUGCUGAGGAGGCUUCCUUCUUCCCUUCUUGAGUGUGCUUUGGCAGACGGGGGAUUUCCUUUUCCUUCCCAAGCAAUAACACAUAACCAAUGCAUACUGUGCUGGUAACAACCACACAUUAGAACCAGUGCAUGAAACAACAUUAAGCCUUCACUUGGCUCUCACCAUUAAAAAAAAAACCCUCAGAAGAUAAAAGAAGUCCUCAGAGAUAAAUAAAACAUUUCAAAGUUGGCUUAAAAGGUAAGUGGGUGAGUAGGUAAAUGUCCAAAGGCCUUGCACAACCCAGUGUCCAGUACACAAAACUCAAGCAUAUGGAAAGAGCAGUUAGAAUACAUCAUAUGUGGGGCUGCCAUAUGACCAGUAACAAGGGGAACUUCCGUUGAGCUACAGAGCUAAGCCAACAGAGCUUGCAGGCUACAUCCCACUGUGUGAUUUUGGAUUGUACAAAUAUGUUCUAAAAAGGAGAGGGAUUAAAGUGUUAACGAUGGCUCCAAGGUUUUUAUUGUUGUUGUUUUGAAACAGUAACUCAUUAUGUAGCUUUGGC
Arvicanthis niloticus (Nile rat) is the source of this 4972-nucleotide messenger RNA. The record is from RefSeq and is a predicted model, not a curated record. NCBI's taxonomy places the organism in Eukaryota, Metazoa, Chordata, Mammalia, Rodentia, Muridae.